AUGUUCUACAAGUACAACGCUGUGCUGCGGGGAUACCCAAGGCAGGUAGUGGAAGGUCUCAAGGGAAACAAGUACGUCACUACCAUCUACUGCAUCGUCAGCGGCAUCAUCAAGCUCUCCCGCAUCGCCCUCAUCCCUCCCAGCCGCGUCGUCUACCGAGGUCUCGGCGACCUGACGCUACCGGAUGCGUUCAUGCAGGCUGACAGGCUGGGGAUCUGCGGGGGGGUGGAGCUAGCAAUGAUGAGCACAACAACGGACGAGGAGGUCGCCAUGCAGUACGCCAAGGGGAGGACGCCGCUGCUGUUCGAGAUAGGAUGCGGAGCGAUAGAUCGAGGGGCCUCCCUGAGGUUCCUGUCGCAGUAUCCCGGGGAGGACGAGAUUCUAUAUCCUCCUCUGUCAUACUUGGAAGUGACCGGUGCUCCAAGGAAGAGA
Guillardia theta CCMP2712 is the source of this 432-nucleotide messenger RNA. RefSeq lists its product as hypothetical. NCBI's taxonomy places the organism in Eukaryota, Cryptophyceae, Pyrenomonadales, Geminigeraceae. The annotation marks the transcript as partial. The transcript has a single exon. The record is from RefSeq and is a predicted model, not a curated record.